CUCCCUGGUUCCGCUGCCGCUGCUCGACUCGCUGCAGCCGGAGCCGGGCGGCUGGCGGCUCCUGGCCGGUUGCGGGCGCGGCUUGCGAUGUGCGUGUCCCCGGCCUCCCCUCGGCCUCCCGCCGCCCACUGAGCCGAGUGCCCCCCUCCCGCUGCCCGCCAGCCCCACCAUGGCUGACCCCGAGCCCCAGCCGCAGGCCGAGCCCCCCCGCAGCCCGGGGACCCCGCCACUCCUACCCGGGGCCGCUCCCUCGUGCAGCCGCGUGAAGAUCCGAGUCGUGGCCGAGGAGGAGGAGGAGGAGGACCCCGAACCACAGCCUCUCCCCGUGGGCAACGGCAGCGACGAGGAAGCAGCCCGUCACGAGAAAUCCAGUGGAGCUGAGAACGAAGGGGAUGAAUUGGAGAGUGACUGGAAGGCACCGGACUCCGAGCUGAUACAAAAACUAGUUACCCAGAUUGAGUACUAUCUCUCUGACGAAAACCUAGAAAAGGAUGCAUUUCUUCUGAAGCAUGUGAGAAGGAAUAAAAUGGGAUACGUCAGUGUUAAGCUGCUGACAUCCUUCAAAAAGGUGAAGCACCUGACGCGUGAUUGGCGGACCACUGCACAUGCUCUAAAGCUGUCGGAGACACUAGAGCUGAAUGAAGAAGGCAGGAAAGUGCGGCGAAAGGUGGCAGUUCCUGUGUUCCCCAGUGAAAACCUUCCUAGUCGGAUGUUGCUGGUGUAUGACAUGCAAAAGUGCCCAGAAUUACAGGCGCUGAACCACAACACAGAGCCUGAAAACAGUGGUUUACAAGAGAGAAUUAUGGAAUAUCUGCUUAAGAUCUUUGGCCUCUUUGGUACUAUCUCUUCGGUGCGUAUUCUGAAGCCCGGGAAGGACCUUCCUCCAGAUGUGAAGAGGCUUAGCAACCGGUACUCACAGCUGGGAACCAAAGAAAGUGUAAUCGUGGAGUUUGAAGAUGUAGAAGCUGCAAUUGAAGCACAUGAGUCACUGGGAAAACCGACAGAAGACGAUGGCAUGAAAGUUGUGCUGAUCGGCAUGAAGCCACCAAAGAAGAAAGCUGUUCGAGACAAGGAGGACACCGGGAAGGCUAGCUCCAAAAACAAAUCUUUGAACAAGCGAGUGGAAGAGCUGCAGUUUGGUGCUGAGGAUUCUUCUCCAUGCAGUUCAUCUGAACCCGACAGCAACCCCACCUCUCCCAUGCUUGGGCGCAAGCUGAAACCCAACAACAAGCUGAGUCCCAACACUUACAACAAUCACUUGAGCCCCAAUGCAUCUCCUCGUUCCAGUCCCUGGAACAGUCCCCGAUCCAGCCCCUCAGUACAGCGGAAAAACCUGCUUGUAAGGAAAUCACCACUCACGGCAGAUACAAAACUCAGUCCUAGUACAAGUCCUGAUCUUGGCAGGAACUGGGUGGAUUAUUCGUCCGACAGCAGCACACCACCAUGUGGGAGCCCAUGGGUGCAGAGACGAAGACAGGCUCAGGCAGUGUCCCAUGAGAAUAGUCCCACAGGGAGCCCGAUGCUUUCACGGAAAAUCCUGAAUGCUGGCGGACUUCCUCCAGGAGUAGUGAGGUUGCCUAGAGGUCCUGAUGGUACAAAAGGAUUCCAAAUCGGUGGUGAAAGGGGCAAGCCACUUGUCAUCUGAAUAAAGACAUCUGUUCCCUGUUGUAACUUGCUCCAAGAAUGACUUGGUUCUGCUUUGUGGACCUGGUCUGUGAGGACCAUUUAAAAUGAGACCAAAUUUUAAAUGACUGAGUUGUAUGAUUUGAGUUUAGGUAGUAGUAUAUCUGUGAAGUUAUGUUUUGAUGUAAUGCUGGCAAAGCAGCUGAACCCUGUGUUUUUGUAUUAGCUUUUUUUCUAAGAAUGUAUGAACUAUACACUUUUUUUUGCUAUGCCAGGUAAGCGAAGCAGUUUUAUGAUUUACAUACCAAUUGUACAGUGAUGGGAACAGCCUAAUUGUGAAAUACUCAUUAGGGUAGCUAUGAGAUAUUGUAGCAAGCUGCUAGCUGCCUUGUUUCUUUAUGAACUUACAUUGGUUUAUUGCAAGUUAGGGGCAUUGAGUUACUUACUGUGUUAUCAUUGACCUUAUAGAAAGGGAAGUAUUAUUCAGAGUGAAGCGCUGAUAUUUGUUCAUUCAGACCAAAUUGUUGCUAUGAUGCAAAUAAAAACAUAUAGCAGUGAUGUCA
Molecule: messenger RNA, 2186 nt
Organism: Callorhinchus milii (elephant shark)
Lineage: Eukaryota; Metazoa; Chordata; Chondrichthyes; Chimaeriformes; Callorhinchidae
Gene: larp6a
Product: La ribonucleoprotein 6, translational regulator a
Exons: 3
Coding region: 170-1645 (491 amino acids)
Biological process (GO): RNA processing
Cellular component (GO): nucleus
Molecular function (GO): mRNA binding
Source: RefSeq, a predicted model, not a curated record